ACGUUUACUACACGGUAGAAGCACACAUCUGCUCUUAUAGAAGGUCAGAUGCGCAUCAUGUUGAUGUUGUUUAGAACGUUACCUGAUUUGAGAUGCACUUUGAAAGUGCGGUCCAACGAUGGUCGAGUAACUGACCUCACAUUUUCCCUCUGAUUUCGCGCCCCACCUCUUUCACACACAGCAUUAAUAGGCCAGUUCUCCUCCUCCUGACCUAGUGAGAGACAAGACAACACUGUCAAGAUUUGGACAGAAUGGGAUAUGCGCACUGCUGUACCGUGCUCCUUAUAGUAUUCAUUGCGCUACAGCAAUCUGCUGGAUUUUGGCUCUUCGAUGUGGUAUUCCCACCAAGUGCCAAACCGCAAAACAAAGUGGCCAACAAUAGCACUCCGCCGGUUCUUAUAGUACCUGGGAACCUAGGAAACCAGCUUGAGGCCAAGAUUGACAAGCCAAGCCUUGUGCAUUGGAUGUGCUACAAAAAGACAGAUGACUUUUUCACACUUUGGAUUGACCUGAAUAUGUUCAUGCCAAUUGGGCUUGACUGUUGGAUCGAUAAUAUAAGAAUUGUAUACAAUAGGACAACUCGCAAGACCUCCAAUUCUGCAGGGGUGACGGUGAGAGUGCCUGGUUUUGGACAGACCUAUUCUGUUGAGUUCUUGGACACAAACAAGUUGUCAGGAUAUUUUCACACUAUGGUUACACAUUUGGUCAACAUGGGAUAUGUCCGUAAUGAGACUGUCCGAGCAGCACCAUACGACUGGAGGGUAGCUCCAAACGAGCAGGAGGAAUACUUUGCACGACUGAAGAAGCUGAUUGAGGAUAUGUACGAGCAGUAUCAACAACCACUUUACCUCUUGGGACACAGCAUGGGAAGCAAUUAUGUCCUCUACUUCUUAUAUCAGCAGACCCAGACUUGGAAAGACCAAUACAUCAAAGGCUUCAUUUCACUUGGAGCACCCUGGGGUGGGGCAGUCAAGCCUAUUCGAGUGCUAGCAUCAGGUGAAAAUGAUGGCAUCCCAAUGGUAUCCAACAUCAAGAUCCGGGAGGAGCAACGCAUGACCACAACAAACCCCUGGAUGCUUCCAUUUGAAGAGGCAUGGCCUGCAGACCAUGUCUUCAUCUCCACACCCUCAUUCAACUAUACCCACCAGGACUACCAGCGCUUCUUCAAAGACAUUGACUUUGAGGAUGGCUGGUUCAUGUGGGAAGACACCAGAAACCUGACAGCUGGUCUGCCCCCUCCUGGUGUUGAGGUAUACUGCUUCUAUGGUGUGGGGCUGCCCACACCGGUUACCUAUAUUUAUGACGACCAGUUCCCAAAUGUAGACCCUAUAGACUAUGUGUAUGCUGAUGGGGAUGAUACAGUGGGCAGUCUUAGCAUGAGUUUAUGUAAGCGUUGGAUAGGAAAGCAAGCACAGCCUGUCUAUGUCAAGGAGUUCAGGGCCAUGCCCCACUUGGAAAUAGUAUUCAAUAGCAAGGUUCUCAACGUGGUCCAGAGUAUCCUGGAAGGAAGAUAUGGGGAAGAGGAUUCUACAUUCCAUGAGACUGAUGAACGUCCCAUUGGCUCUGCAGUCAUGCAAGAUCAAGUCCAGCCGGACAAGGCUCCCAAAUCUACACUGUAAGCUUUUGGGGAGAAAAUAAUUCACUCUCCCAAUGUACAUACAAUUACUGAUGUAGUAGCUACUGAGUUGGACUUACACACUGAGUGUACAAAACAUUAAGAACACCUGCUCUUUUCAUGACGUAGACUGAACAGGGGAACCCAGGUGAAAGCUAUGAUCCCUUAUUGAUGUCACUUGUUAAAUCCACUUCAAUCAGUGUAGAUGAAGGUGAGGGUUAAUUAAAGAAGGAUUUUUAAGCCUUGAGACAUGGAUUGUGUAUGUGUGCAACUCAAUAUUAGGUGUUCCUAAUGUUUGGUAUACUCAGUGUAUAUGUACACACAUCCUAACUAGUAUUACUAAUGAGAUGUGAUAUAGUAUGCAUAUGCCUCUUGUUUCAUUAUGCUUAUCUUUUCCUCUUAGCAUGAUAGGAAAUCAAAAAAUAAAUAUGUAUUUGGUCAGUGUACGUUUCCUUAUUUUGAUUUUCGAGUCAAAACAGAGUGGAAAAACAAGACGGCUAAAAACAUUUUUGAAUU
Molecule: messenger RNA, 2131 nt
Organism: Oncorhynchus mykiss (rainbow trout)
Lineage: Eukaryota; Metazoa; Chordata; Actinopteri; Salmoniformes; Salmonidae
Gene: lcat
Product: lecithin-cholesterol acyltransferase
Biological process (GO): lipid metabolic process
Source: RefSeq, a predicted model, not a curated record